Molecule: messenger RNA, 3189 nt
Organism: Pichia kudriavzevii
Lineage: Eukaryota; Fungi; Ascomycota; Pichiomycetes; Pichiales; Pichiaceae
Exons: 1
Coding region: 1-3189 (1062 amino acids)
Biological process (GO): coenzyme A metabolic process; isoprenoid biosynthetic process; ergosterol biosynthetic process
Cellular component (GO): endoplasmic reticulum membrane; peroxisomal membrane
Molecular function (GO): hydroxymethylglutaryl-CoA reductase (NADPH) activity; protein binding
Source: RefSeq, a predicted model, not a curated record
AUGACAUAUCUUUUUUCAGAUAUUCCAGCAUCUCUAGCUAGAGUUUGUGCUAACAAACCAAUUCAUAUAAUCAUUUCAACAGUUUUGUUUGCAGCUGUUGCAUAUUUGGGGAUAUUUGAACAGUAUAUCACUAAUGACCUUCCAGCAACAGAUUCACAAGAGGUCAACUUCUACUGUCCACCGUCUUCAAGCAAUUGGGAAUUACUCAAAUCAACCUCUGAUUUGGAUAAAUACUCUAAUGCUGAACACGUUUAUCUUAAUCCUUUGAAAUUUAAAGGAUUUACAGAUUCAUUUCCCGAGUUUCCAAAUCUGAUCGAAGACCUUGAAACUUCGGAUGUUGAUGGGUAUGUUCUAACAGAUACAGCUGUUGGAAAUUUACCAGAAGUACUCAAAAAUGAACAAGGCCAGGUUUUCAAACUUAGAUCAUCAAACAACAAACUAGGCAAAUACUACGAAUACUGUAAAUCUAUUAUUGUGAAGCUACAGCACGCAAUUGUUGGCGCUGAACCUCUCGAUAUUGUCAUGGUACUCUGCGCCUAUGUGGCAAUGUGGUUUACUUUUAUUCAGUUGUUCUACGGUAUGAGAAAAAUUGGCUCUAAUUUUUGGUUGGCUUUUGGUUCUAUUUUAUCUUCUUGUUUCGCAUUUAUUUUUGCCUUGGCUUUAACUACCGAAAUCCUUAAAAUCAAGGUAUCGCUAGUCUCCCUGACGGAAGGAUUGCCUUUCUUGGUUUCAACAAUCGGCUUCAAACAUAAACUGGCAUUUACUGCUCCAGUUGUAAAGGCUCUCAAUUCAGAUCCACAUAAGGAUGUUGCUGAUAUCAUUUCUGAUGUCGUAAGAUCAAGAACAGCAAUCCCAUUAAUUAGAGAUCAAUUGAUUAUUUCAGCUUCGUUUGUUAUUUGUUCUCUUUUGGUUCAAAAUUUGCCAGGUUUGAAAAAUUUCUGUAUUUUGGCUUCGAUCAUAUUAGCUGUGGAUUUAUUCUUUACAUUUACGUUCUUUGCAUCUAUCUUAUCAUUGAAAGCACAAAUAUUCAAGGUCCAUCGCGAGAUUGAACUAAAAGAAAUUCUAGAAGAAGAUGGUAUUAGCUCAAAUGUUGCAAAUAAUGUUGCGGAAGUGUCGAUUGAUAUUUCUCAAACAGUCUUGAAGAAUAACCGUCGUAUCUUAGGUUUCAAAAUUUUCACAGUAUUCGGUUUCCUUGGUCUUCAUUUAUUUGCUUUGGGUACAUCUUGGUUAUACGACGAUUCUGCUGAUUUUGAACCAAUUGCCAACAGAGAUUCUCAUCUUUUAAUUGCUGCCGUUAAAAAUACAAUCACUCAAAUUCCAAAUAAUGGAUUAUUGUUAACUGUGUUACCAAUUAAGGUUUAUAGCCAAGCAACAGCUCUCACUGAACUAGAAUACUAUGUUGUUUUGAUUUUCACCACUCUAACGACAGCUAUUUCAGACCCAUUGAUCUCGAAGUUUUUGUUUAUGAUUGCCGGUAUUUCAGUUUCUAUAAACAUCUACCUUUUGAAUGCCACUAGAUUCCACAUCAGAUCUCCUGUUUCUAUUAUCAAUCAAUUGAACUCAUCAAAGCCUAAUUCAUCUGUUGGCAAUGACAUAGUUAAUGCUUCAACUACCACCUCAAAAUCUUCAAAGAAGACCAAGAAGAAAACCAAAAAGAGGGCAGAGAACAAUAUCCAAAAACCGCUUGUUGCAGACGUUAAUGCGGACAAUAUCAAAGAAGGCCAGAUUGUCGAUGAGAAUAGUACUGCCGAUGAUGACUCUUUGAGUGAGAAUACCCUCUCCUCAUCAGAUGACACCGUAAGGCCUUUGGAAGAAUUAACCGAAAUAUUAAAAGCAGGUAACGUUAAAGAUUGUAACAACUCAGAGGUGCUAGAGUUAGUCAUUGCUGGAAAAUUACCAUUAUAUGCGUUAGAGAAACAACUAGGUAACAAAAUGCGUGCUGUCGUUGUUCGAAGACAAUCUAUUGCCAAAUUUGCAAACGCACCUGUUUUACUAAGUGAUAGACUACCAUUUAAAGAUUAUGACUACGACAGAGUUUUCGGUGCUUGUUGCGAAAACGUUAUUGGUUAUGUUCCAAUUCCUGUUGGUGUUGCAGGUCCACUUGUGAUUGAUGGGAAACCAUUCCAUAUUCCCGUUGCGACAACUGAAGGUUGUUUAGUUGCUUCAGCAAUGAGAGGUUGUAAGGCAAUCAAUGCAGGUGGCGGUGUUGAAACUGUUUUAACUGCAGAUGGUAUGACCAGAGGUCCAUGUGUUCAAUUUCCAAACUUGAAGAGGGCUGGUAAGGCCAAAGUUUGGUUAGACUCAGAGGAAGGUCAAAAGAAAAUGAAGGCUGCCUUCAAUUCUACUUCCAGAUUUGCGAGAUUACAACAUAUCAAGACAGCUAUUGCAGGGGAUUCAUUAUAUAUCAGAUUCAAGACUACUACAGGUGAUGCAAUGGGUAUGAACAUGAUCUCUAAAGGUGUUGAACAUUCUCUAAAAUGUAUGGCGGAGGAAUUUGGUUUUGAUGAUAUGAACGUUAUCUCUUUGUCAGGUAAUUACUGUAUCGAUAAAAAGGCAGCAGCCAUCAACUGGAUUGAAGGACGUGGUAAGAGUAUUGUUGCGUCUGCAGAUAUUCCAUCUGAUAUUGUUGAAAAAGUUUUAAAAUCUAACGUUGAUGCAUUAGUUGAAUUAAACGUCUCCAAGAAUUUGGUUGGUUCUGCAUUAGCUGGCGCAAUUGGCGGAUUCAAUGCACAUGCUGCAAACUUGUUGACGGCCAUCUAUAUUGCCACUGGUCAAGAUCCAGCACAAAAUGUUGAAUCUUCUAAUUGUAUGACUUUGAUGAAAAAACUGCCAAAUGGUGAUUUAAGAAUUUCUGUUUCAAUGCCAUCCAUUGAAGUGGGCACCAUUGGUGGUGGUACAGUAUUAGAGCCACAGGGAGCAAUGCUAGAAUUAUUAGGUAUUAGAGGACCCCACCCAACAGAACCAGGUGCAAAUGCAAGACAAUUGGCAAAGGUAAUUGCAUCUGCAGUGUUAGCAUCUGAAUUAUCAUUAUGUUCUGCUUUGGCUGCUGGCCAUUUAGUUCAAUCACACAUGCAACAUAACAGAAAGGCACCUGCGCCACUCGAAGCUGUACCAUCCGCUGGUGUUAGUCUCAACUCUGCUGAUGUAGAACGCUUGAAGGAAGGUUCUAAGAUUUGUAUUCGGUCGUGA